Colletotrichum acutatum is the source of this 2112-nucleotide messenger RNA. RefSeq lists its product as uncharacterized. NCBI's taxonomy places the organism in Eukaryota, Fungi, Ascomycota, Sordariomycetes, Glomerellales, Glomerellaceae. Bases 344 to 1723 code for a protein of 459 amino acids. The record is from RefSeq and is a predicted model, not a curated record. The transcript has 2 exons.
CCUCACCUCACCUCAUCUCACCUCCAACCGCCAAACCAACCGACUGCUAUUGCUUGCUUCCUUCUCUCUCUCCCACAUCAUCUCUCGACUUCUCCCACGUCCACGACACUUCGACCAUCACCUGUAUCGCCGUCCCUUCGUCUCCGAUCCAACGCGUCCCCAUAAGCGUUCCUGCAAUUACCGAGUCUCAAUGUCCCAGUCCUGACGCUUAUUAUUCGCUUUGCGCAGCUGGGACGCCCCGCCUUAAUCCGCCUCGCCGUUGACACUCCAGCGCCUCUCGACCUUAAACCGCCGACCCUUCCGUUCCGGUACUCUGUCGAAAUUCAGUCGCUCGUUACACGCAAUGUACCUCAAAAUGCGAAUACCACUCGACCUCUCCGCCAGUUCACAGAAUGGCUAUACUGCGAUGCUGCAACGUCGUGAAGAAAUCGACGGCAGGAAAAUUACCACAAUUGUCAUCCUUGGUGUACUGGUUCUCCUCAUCUUCAUCGCCUUUGUCGUCUUCUCCCUCCGCGCAUCUCGGCGCUCUACCCGCGGCAACAGCAAAAAGCCUAGCGGCGGCGGCUUUUUCAAGUCAAUAUUGAAAAAUGGUGGCAGAAACAGAUACCGCCAAGCUCAGGAUGAAGACUCCACCUCUACCGAACGAUUGACCGACCGCCGUCGAUCCCGCCCCUCAUCUGUCGCAUUCGAUGCCUCGGCCGAUCAAUCGCAGGCCGAUGCCCGCUCCCCCAACAGCGCUGUCAACCGCAAUACUUCGAUUCGUUCAAUCAUGACGUUGCCUGCUUACCGGCCUGAUCCGAACGAAACCGAGCAAGUUCUGGGUCGUGAAGGUGAACGCGGCGGUGUUGAUGUCGUUAUCGAAUAUCCCACGGAAGAAACAGAGGAGGAUCUGCGUGAUCAGGAGAUGGAGGCUCUUUACCAGAUUCGCCUGGCCCGCCGUCAGGAGCUUGCUGAGCGGGAGGAGCGGAGAGUGGAGCGCCGGGAAGCUCGGGAACGUGGUGACUUUGUAGCUCUGGACAACAUCCGAUCCAGAGCUCGGGCUGCCAGCAAUAACAGCGUUGUCGCGGUCCUCCGCGAAGAACAUGAACGCCUGAAGAAUGAACGUCAGAGAGCUGUUUCCAGUGUUUCUUACGCCGAUCUCGGUGUUGCUCGUCACGACGGCACACGACUUCGCGCCAACAGCAAUGAGAGUGAGAGGAUGGGGCUGCUUUCGGACUCUGCCAGUAUUGCCGCCACCUCCAUCCGAUCCGGCGCCGGUUCAGCCAUGAACCACAGGAGAGGCAGCUCUGUAAUGAGCGUCGAAAGCGACCUACCUUCGCCAGGAUUUACUUCUAGGUCACGGGCAAACUCUCGACCAGAUACCCCCCGCCUAGAUACCCGGGCAGGGUCCAGUCCGGAUGUCGAAGCUGACGUAGGAGAUGCUGGCAUGCCCAUCUACUCUCCACCUGGAUACGACGAAGUCUCGCUAGAUGACGAGCGUUCCAGGAGCAAUACUCCCCAACCUGGCACUGAGCCUCCGCCGACGUACCCCGGCCCUGCUCAACAACGGGCAGAGAGCAUUGCCUCAAGCAUGGCCGACUUGGUUGCAGAUGAGCAGACUACAAACAACUUUGCAGACUCACGCCGGAGCUCAAGGGUACCACGACUGCCUAGUCUACGAUUGCAGCAAGUGCCGCAAAUCGUGAUAGAACCUUCCAGUGCCAGACCUCACGAUGAUAGGUGACGGCCUGAGCUGGGAUCGCGCGAACCAAAUUCAAUCUGAUGAUUACGGCUGAAAGCAAUGAGCCUGUUGCAAACGAAUAAACGCCUGGAGGCUAUUUUGUUAGUACAUACGAAGUCUUGAAGGGUAAAAACAAAUACCGGUUGGAUGGGGCGCUUGCCCUCUUGAGGCAAGGUCUUGAAUCUUGUUUGUAUAAUAGUCUUCCGGCAUACCGGAUAUCGGCGUUUGGCGAACCUCGUUCCGGAUUGAACGAGUGCAAAGGAUACCAAAGCGAUUUAUUAGAGAAGUUGCUGCGCCAUGUAUCGUUGUAGCCUACGUGCUCGACAUAGCAAUGGCUUGUCAUUUUUUCGUCCACAAGAGAAUACACAAUUUCAAUUGAUGGUCUUGCGGUG